GACUGCAGACAUAGUACAGGAGAUGACCAGAGACUGCGGACAUAGUACAGGAGAUGACCAGAGACUGCGGACACAGUACAGGAGAUGACCAGAGACUGCGGACAUAGUACAGGAGAUGACCAGAGACUAUGGACAUAGUACAGGAGAUGACCAGAGACUGCGGACACAGUACAGGAGAUGACCAGAGACUGCGGACAGUACAGGGGAUGACCAGAGACUGCGGGGACAGUACAGGAGAUGAUCAGAGACUGCGGACAGUACAGGAGAUGACCAGAGACUGCGGACAUAGUACAGGAGAUGACCAGAGACUGCAGGGACAG
This is a messenger RNA of Staurois parvus, 320 nucleotides long. Lineage: Eukaryota; Metazoa; Chordata; Amphibia; Anura; Ranidae. The record is from the annotation of a GenBank genome assembly.